CUCCAAACAGAACUUUUAGAAGCAGGGAAAGGAGAGGCAAAUCUACAGAGAACCAAUGGGGGGGUUCUCAUCAAGGAUUCCGCCUUUCCUUCUUCUUGUUUUGGUUUUCUCUAUGUUGCAGAGACCCAGUUUCGCUAUCAAACAGUCUUAUGUGGUAUACUUGGGAUCACAUUCACAUGGUCCAGAAAUCACACAAAGUCAUAUUGACCUAGCCGCACAAUCUCAUUACGAGUUUCUCUCAGAUUUCGUUGGAGGCCCCGAGGCAGCCAAAGAAUCGAUUUUAUACUGCUACACAAAACAUAUAAAGGGUUUUGCAGCGACCCUUGAAGAAGAGAAAGCAGCUGAGAUCGCAAAGCAUCCCAAGGUUAUAUCAGUUUUCCCAAACAAAGGAGUGAAAUUACAUACAACCCGGUCGUGGGAUUUUCUUGGAUUGGGGAAAGAUGGUGCAGCUCUACCUGGGUCACUAUGGGAGAAGGCCAGAUAUGGGGAAGAUAUAAUAAUUGGAAACCUCGACUCUGGUGUUUGGCCGGAAUCAAAGAGCUUUAGUGAUGAUGGGUAUGGACCCAUUCCAUCAAAGUGGAAAGGAGGUUGUACGGACACUAGCCCUAACGGAGUUCGUUGCAAUAGGAAGCUGAUUGGCGGCAAGGCCUUCAACUUAGGAUACCUAGCGGCCGUUGGCAAAACCUUCAACACCACACGCGACGAAGACGGUCAUGGAACCCACACCUUAUCGACCACGGGCGGAAACUUCGUCCAAAACGUCAAUAUCUAUGGAUUCGGCAAUGGCACGGCCUCGGGAGGAUCACCAAGGGCGCGUGUAGCCUCCUACAAGGUGUGCGGUGUGCCCGUCGGAGAUCAUGCGUGCUUCGCCGCCGACAUCCUCGCUGCUUUUGAUGCCGCCAUUCACGACGGUGUUGACAUUCUCUCCAUGUCCCUAGGAGACAACCCCACCAACUACUUCAAUGAUAGCAUGGCCAUCGGUUCUUUCCACGCCGUCAGGAACGGUAUCGUUGUGGUAGCCUCGGCCGGAAACGAUGGUCCGACAGAAGGCACCGUCGAAAACUUGGCCCCCUGGAUGUUCACGGUGGCCGCCAGCACCUUAGACCGCCGGUUCCAGGCCAACGUGAAGCUUGGUAACAAUCAGCAGUUGAUAGGGGAGAGCCUCUCCACGAUUUCCCUGCCUUCGGUCGGCAAGAUGUACCCUCUGGUGAUCGACGACUACUGCAUGCCUGGGUCGCUGCACCCGGAGCUGGUAAAGGGGAAGAUACUUGUGUGCCCGAUGGGAACUGAGGACAAGGAUGUGGUCAACACAGGGGCUGUGGGGGUUAUAAUUGUUCACGAGGAUGACUUUGUUGAGCCCGAUCUUCACAAGGUCCCUGCUUCGCAUUUAUCAAACACGGACGGUCUUGCGUUGUACAAGUACAUUAACUCGACGAAAGCACCCACGGCUUACAUAUCACCGGUCACGACGAAGCUGGGUGAGAAGCCAGCACCUUUGAUGGCCUCAUUUUCCUCCCGGGGACCCAACAACUUGACCCUUGAGAUUCUCAAGCCCGACAUCACUGCACCAGGGGUGGGCGUCUUGGCUGCAAUCAACCCAACUGAUGUCCCAGCCAUCACAUAUAACUUAAUGUCAGGCACUUCUAUGUCUUGCCCUCACGUCGCUGGUGUUAGUGGCCUCCUCAAGAAACUCUACCCCCAUUGGAGCCCCGCCGCCAUCAAAUCUGCCAUCAUGACCACCGCAAGUACGAGGGAUAAUAGAAGGAAGCCAAUGAUGAAUUCGAAAAAAAAGAGAGCAAAACCAUUUGACUAUGGAGCAGGACAAGUUCGACCCAACAGUGCCAUGGAUCCUGGUUUGGUCUAUGACCUAACCAACAUCGACUACAAGAACUUCCUAUGUGCCAUUGGCUACAACCAAAUUUUAAUAAGCCUCUUCUCAGAAUCAAAGCUGCCAUACACAUGUCCCAAUCCCCCCAUCAGUCUCUUGGACUUCAACUAUCCUUCCAUCACAGUACCCAGUCUCUUCGGCUCCGCCACUAUGACGAGGAAACUAAAGAAUGUUGGGUCUCCAGGUACAUAUAAGGCCCAGAUUCGACCUCCCUUGGGAAUUUCUGUUACGGUGGAACCAGCUAUCUUGACAUUCAAUUCAAUUGGACAAGAGAAGACGUUCAAACUAACCAUGAAGACUAAGCGACCUGGUUAUGCUAAAGACUACGUAUUUGGCGAGCUUAAAUGGUCUGAUGGGAUUCACCAGGUCAAGAGUCAAAUUGUGGUUAAGGCAAAAUAGAGUUUCCUACUUUCUUUUCUCUAUCUGCUUGGAUGAUAUGAGAUGAGAUGAGAUGAGAUGAGAUGAAAUGGUUUAUCCAUCCAAUAACAUGGUAGGAAGGAAAUCAUCCUUCGUUCUUAGUCUCAAAGUGACAAAGACACUACUUAUGAUCAACUCUCUUACCAAUCUCUCCUGUCUCAGAAGAAAUCAAAGGCUUGAAAAUAUAGAACCACAUUUUCUUACA
This is a messenger RNA of Macadamia integrifolia, 2510 nucleotides long. RefSeq names its product subtilisin-like protease SBT5.4. The transcript has 7 exons. The record is from RefSeq and is a predicted model, not a curated record. Gene Ontology annotation, molecular function: serine-type endopeptidase activity. Lineage: Eukaryota; Viridiplantae; Streptophyta; Magnoliopsida; Proteales; Proteaceae. Gene Ontology annotation, biological process: proteolysis. Bases 56 to 2287 code for a protein of 743 amino acids.